AUGUUGAACAUUGCCUCGGGUGCAAUCACGUACGAUAAGUGCGAAGACAUUGUACCGAACAGCGAAAAUGACAGCAGUGCAAAGCGAAGAAAGCUCGCGGGCGUAACAAACUCGAUCACGAUAUCGUACAGCGUCGCCGCGUUGGACGAAGCGGACGCCACGAGCUUACAAACUACGCUGAAGGACAUCCAACCAACGGAGUGGAGAGGUCAACUUGAGAGAGAUGGAGUGAGCAUAUCUAACGUGAUUAAUGAUUUUGGAGAUAUCGUAGUCGCCGCGCCGCCUCCGCCGCCGUCGCCGCCUCCGCCGCCACCGUCGCCUCCUCCGCCGAGACCGCCGCCGAAUGCGCCUCCUCCUCCUCCGCCUCCGCCGCCGCCGUUCCCGAAACCGCCGCCAUUCAACGAAGAUCUCGUGCGUUUAACCGCCCGAAUCGAUGCAGCGCCGUUAGUGAACGAAAAGCACGAGUUCAAUUCGACCACGUGGGAGUAUGGAGGUAUUCAAAUCGUCCGAGAGACGGAACGCGCUUGGAGCAUCUUUGAAGGCAACGGAAAGCCCGGCGUGGCUGUUGUUCGCGUGACCUUGAACAAGUUGGACGCGUCUUUUGGACCGGAAAACUCCGAAAGUUCUUCGUUGAUUAUUGCGGAAGGAUGCGAGGUUGGUACUCCAGUGCGUGUUGUUGAAGAUCCAGCGAUUACGUACUCGACUGGCUUACACAAGUUCGACGUAGAGUUGACGUGUGAAGACGGCUCGAGAAUUGUAAACUUAGACUGGGAAAAGUUGGUCGAUAAACGCGGACGUCCUUCAACAACGCAAGGUGACGGUCUCAAGAUCACGUACGAUAUCCUCCCGCCGACGCCAAAGAUUACGAGUCCGAAUCGAGGUUUCUCCACGCAAACGUACGUCGGUUUUCUCGUCGAUUUUGGCGAGAAAGUUCGAUUGACUCCGGGGAAUCUUUUGCAAGCCUUGAACGUCACAAACUGCUGGGCGAAGGACGUUUUAUACGAUGCUUCAGUCGGUAAAGUGUACGUGAGAUGCUGGGCGAACACGAACAAAGUGUGCGCGGUUGGUACGUACCCGUAUUCUACGAGAGACAUCUCCGGGAACUGGAACGGCGACGGCGUAUCCCUCGACAUUUUGCAAUACACGGCGUCCGGCACGGUCUCCAACGCCGCCCACUUGUCAACCUUCGGUUUGGCCGUUGGGUCGCUCUUAUCGAUUGCUUCGUUGACGCCUUUGCCUGGAGGAGGUCCCAUCGUCGUCGACACGCUUUCGAUUCUGCCUAUGAUUGCCUUCUUCCAACAGUUGGCCUUCACGUCCAUGCUCGCCGUGCCGAGAAUUCCGGCGCAAUACGCCGUCUCUAUGGGUAGAUUGAUGUUCUUGAACAUGGCCAUUCCAGCGCCGGAAGUUUCGAAGCCGGUGUAUCACGAUUCAACGUACCAAACGGAAUUGUUCGGCGUGAAGAGAGGUAUGGAACUUGACGAGGACGAGAUGUUUGCGGAACUCACGGAAACGACGUACACCGCGGCUGCUAAGGCUGGAGGUCGCCGCAAGUUGCUUCAAGACACGACGGAGGAGUGGAACACGAUCCCGGUUCAAGAUGAGCUUGCGAUUAUCGACGCCGCAGUUGGUGUUUAUGACGAAGAAGGUUGGGAUUACUUUGUCGAGGUGGCGUUUUGGGCCUCUGUCUUUUGUACUUUGGCAAUCUUUGCGCACGUCACGGGCGUCAUCGUGUGUUUGCGAAAGUUCUGGGUCAUUCCGGCGUUCAUGACGAUUCCGGCGAUUGAAUUACUCGCCCUCUUAAUCGUCGGUCCUGGCGUCACGAGAGCUUUAAUGGUUGUCAUGGUUGGUCAGACCGGCGCCGGGUACGCGGUUGGGUUGUGUGGCAUGCUGUUUGCGUUCUUCGCGAUUGUGUGUCCUCUCGCGUACAUCAUCUUCCGAGCAACGCCGCCGCACCCGAAAUCAAUUCGCGAACGUGGAGAUUGGUGGGGAUUUAGCGCAGUCAUGCAAGGCUUGAAGUCAAACACGGGUCGAUUCAAAUCGUGGGAGACGGACCUUGAAGGCGCUUCGUUUAGGAACAAGACGCUUUCGCCGUAUUGGUACGCGUAUGCCAUCUUCCUGGCGUACUCGAAGUUGUUCUUUUCUGCUGCUAUUUACGGCAUGUACACAGAAAAGGCCGAGGCGACGUAUCAAGCCAAGGUGCUGUUCUGCCUCGACUUCAUGCACUUGGCGUACGUCGCGAUUAUUCGACCGUAUUCCUUGUUCUUACAAAACAUCGCCUGGAUUAUUAUCGAGUUCUGUCUCAUGAUUGUUCACGGCUGCGCGCUCGGGUUGACUGGGGACGUCGAGAGCGAUUACGCUGAAAAUCUUGGUUCCGGUAUGAUUGCGUUUGCUGCGUUAGGAGCUGUAGGAUACUCUGGCUGUUUUCUGUACUCGUGGUACAAGGACGUCAAGGAAUUCAACGAGGAGCUUGGCGACGAAUUCGUCGAGCCGAAGAAAGGUGUCCUCGGUCAACUCCAGAGUUUCAAAAAUAACACCAUCAACAUGUUGGGUCUCGCGAAGAAACAAGCGCAGAGCGAAGAAACAGAGGUGCAGCAACUUCAGAGAACGAAUACAUUGUCGCGCAUGGCGAGUCGCACGACGUCGCUCAAGAGAACGCCGACUAUGACCAAGAAAGCCGUUCGCAAGGAGACGAGAAAAGCGAUGAGAUGGAGCGUCUACAUGACCGUUCUACUCGUUUCAAUCAUGGCGGGUGUGUACGCGGCGGUGUACUACGCGACAGGAUACGCGAAUUCUACGCCGUCGACGGUUGGUGAGUUAUCCUCGAAGAUUGUAGCCUCGGUUCGCGUGGAUGGGUACACGAAGGAUACGUUUGUAGACAACGACUUUUUGGACGGUUUGGCGCUUUAUUUGGAUGUCAAUCCGAAAGCGGUCGGUAUCGAUGACGUUGAAAACACUCCCCUCGACGAAGUUGGCCGACGCAGAACGCUUUUGAGUCAAGCGGAAGACAACGACUUUUUGUCGGUGAGCACGAGAAGCUUACUCGUCGCGAGUUACGGCUCCGUCGACGUCGAUUUUUAUGUCUUGUCGGACGCGGAGUAUAUUCAGGGUCUCAUCGACAAAAUCAAUUUGCUCGGCCUCGAUACGUUAGAAGGAACAACCGCAAAGAGCACGUUCAUCACCUCUCUCCAAGAUGCGGGAUUUACGGAAGCGUACACCGUCAUAUUGACGAGAGAGGCGUAUCAGUUGAUGCCGCCGCCGCCGUACUCAGCACCGGCGCCGCCGCCUGCGAAACCUCCUCCUCCUGCUCCAUCACCUCCACCACCAUCCCCCCCGUCUCCACCCCCGUCUCCACCGGCUCCUCCUCCUCCGUCCCCUCCGUCUCCGCCCCCGCCGCCAUCGCCGCCGCCAUCGCCGCCGCCGCCGCCCAUCACGCAGCUUGUCGGUGCUACUCAGGAUCCGAUCGAUGCUACUAAAUGCAUUGCCAACUACAACAUCAAUAGAUUAUAUGUCGUCGGAGAUGAUUAUGAACCAGCCCCUUCUGAAGACCAGCAAGGAUGGGAGCCGGAAAAUUUGGUCGAUUGCGUGAAGCAAGGAGGUGAGACUGGUAACGGUUGGAAAACGAAGACGUUGACGGCAGCUGAAAUCGGGGCGUGGGAAGCGGGCACUUUACCAGCCGAUACGGCAGAAGUCGUGUACGAGUUCGCCUCGGCUUUGUGGGUGAACAAAAUCGACGCCUACGGCUCGAACGAAACAGUCGCAAAGUCGAAGAGCGCGAUCUUGUAUGUAGGCGCCGCCGAUGGUGACGUGUCUGCAUCCAAUCCGUGCGAGGACGCCGCGUGGGAGCAGGUUGGAGACGAGGUGUUCUUCGAGAUUGCGAACAACACUGCGAACAACCCGCAGUUUAUUCGCGGUAACAAAGUGACGUGGUUGCCGGAGAGGUCUGGUGUGUGUUGGAAGAUUAAAGUGUCCGGGUUUCCAAGUAAAGAUCCUGUGUGUGGGUGUGCUUAUGCUUCAUCUUAUCACGGAGAGCUUAUCACGGAGGCUAAUCCGUGCGACGUGAAGUGCGUGAAACAGACGUCAGUCGGUUUGGACGAGAUUCACUUUGAGAACUGGGAUUGGUUAGGCAUUGCCGGUCCAGGUAAUCAAAAGGAUUCAGAGACUGAAAAAGGCACGGAUUAUGACAAGCCCGCGUACGUCCCCGCCAACGGACAACGUCGAUAG
Bathycoccus prasinos is the source of this 4221-nucleotide messenger RNA. RefSeq lists its product with no specific name. Lineage: Eukaryota; Viridiplantae; Chlorophyta; Mamiellophyceae; Mamiellales; Bathycoccaceae. Bases 1 to 4221 code for a protein of 1406 amino acids. The record is from RefSeq and is a predicted model, not a curated record. The transcript has a single exon.